CACAAGCGCAUCCACACUGGGGUGCGGCCUUACCUGUGUGGGGAAUGUGGGAAGAGCUUCAGUGACACCUCCACCCUCCGCAGCCACCAGCGCAUCCACACCAGAGAGCAGCCCUACACGUGUGGGGAGUGUGGGAAGAGCUUCAGGAUGAGCUCCAGCCUCCUCGUCCACCAACGCAUCCCCACCGGAGAAUGGCCCUACAAAUGCUUGGAAUGUGGGAAAAGAUUUCAGACCAGCUCACAUCUCCUCCAGCACCAGCGGACGCACACGGAUGAGAUGCCCUUCCGCUGCACUGACUGUGGGAAGGGCUUCAAGCAGAACUCCACCCUUGUCACCCACCGGCGCAUUCACACCGGGGAGUGGCCCCACAAGUGCUUGGAAUGUGGGAAGAGGUUUCAGACCAGCUCCAAUCUCCUCCUGCACCAGCAGACACACAUGGAUGAGAGGCCCUUCCGCUGCACCGACUGCAGGAAGAGCUUCAGCCAGAACUCCUCCCUUGUCACCCACCGACGCAUCCACACCGGGGAGAGGCCCUACAAGUGUGGGGAGUGUGGGAAGAGCUUUGCCCAGAGCGGUACCUUGACCAAACAUCAACAGACCCACCGGUAAGAGAAGCGCCUCGAGUGCCCCGACUGCAGGAAGAGCUUCGACUGCUGCUGCUGCUGCAACUCCAUCAGCCAUUGAAGGACCCCCGUUGGGUGAUCCACAGGAACCCACGUUGGGCACAGACCUGGUGACCCUUGUUCCAGGUGAUCCAUACUGGGCACACACCUGGUGACCCCUGUGUCCAGCCCCUGUCCUGACCCCUCUGACAGUGAGGGUGACCCAGGGUCUUGUUAACUGAUCCCUUGGGGAAGAUUAGAGUUAGUUUAUCUCUCUCUCUCUCUCUCUAUAUAUAUAUAUAUGUAGGGUUCAGUUUAGAUCAGUUUUGUUUCCCUGUAGAGUAGGUUUGAGGCAGUUUUGACUCCUGUCUAUAGUGAUCUGAAACCAUAAAAAUAACACUUCCUCUCUCUGGCUCCAAGCCCAGCCUGUCCCCUCCAGGGGUGGAUGUUCCCCCCCCUUCCCCGGGCGGUUCCUUUGCCCCUGGGCAGCAAAGCCCCCGCUGCUUCUGCAACGGGAGAGUGUUGGAGCCGUGGACCAUUAACAUUCCAGUCUCUCCCAGCUCUGCACCCCAAAAGUUGAGCGGGAUCAAUGUGUCCCCUCAAAGUGGCUCAUUCCCGUAGCAGUUCAUAUUCCAGGAAGAAUGCCGAAGGGCAUCCUGGGACUCGUAGUCCUUCGGUCUCUGUCGCACGUGCGCAGUGAAGUGCUCGGAUGGGAGUGCUUGAGGAGGUCCCAUGUCACCGUUUGAAGUGUCUGUAUAAGCUUGUGUUGAUCUUAAUAAAGCUAAUUGGGUUACUGCACCCCCGUGUCGACUGGGUUCGUGCAAGACAAAUGCUCUAAAUGGCCGCCCCAAUCGGGACAUUCAACAGGCGUCGGUAACCAGAGGCCAAAGGCCUUGGGACAUCUUGCCAUAGCAUCUGUCCUGAUGGAAUUCCAAGGAAAAAGGAAGAGCUCUUCGACAAAUUGUGCGCAUCAGUCACCUCUGCAGAAACAGGACAAAAAGGGAAAGAGGACAAAAAAGGGACAAAAGAAGAAAAAUCCGGCUUCAGCAAACAAGAGGUGACCUAUUAGGAUGGGAGGGAUGUAUUCCCACCCACGAGGGGAGGUGUUCCCCAGAAAUUAAAGAAGAAGCUGAAGCUGUCAGCCAAUUCUUAAAAACGCUGGACAAAGACGUAGCAGAAAAUAAACCGUUCGUGCUCUUAAAUUGGAGCACCACAAAUGAACCGGCACUUCCAUCAACUGGAACCCAUCAGAUACAAUCUUGAGGAGGAAUUGGAAAUGGACUCAUCAAAAAAGUGAGUUCUGGAGGCGUUGGAGGCAUUUAAAAACUGGGCUGCAUGGAAGGAAAUAACGAUGGCCUUAUAUGCUCGCUACGGGGGAGCAAAUCCAACCGCAGCAACGGGCCCUGCUUCCCCUGUCCCUCCUGCAGCCCCUGCUGUAAAGGGGGUACUUUUGAAUUAGAUGAUCAAUGGAGCACAGAGGCGUGAGAACGGGAUCAUAUUAGGAUGUGAAACCAGCUAGAGUAUGGUACAAUGUAACUUCAUGGCAGAAGCUAAUUGUAAGGUCCAUUGUGCUUUUUAGCAAGUCAGCCUGAUAUCCCCUAUUAUCAGAGCUGAGUUCUUCCUUGGUUUUGCUACAUAUUGCAAGAUAGAUACAUCUACCCUUGAAAUGCAAUGGUAGAGGUCAUCCAUAGGGGUGAGAAAGAAAAUGAUGGGAGGAAGAUGAUGUGGGCAGGGGUCGCUGGCCCCUUGCCCUACAAGUAGGGCAUGCGCAGACUGUUGCCAUGAGGUGAUGAUCAGGCGGGGUUUGGCUGCCACUCAGGCAUCACCUUAUACUGGGUACUGGCCCUACGUGGUGUAAUGUGAAACUGAUAAAAAUGGGGUGUCAGAGCUGCUGAGCUGAGCGAUCCUCAUCCUACCACCGAGACUGUGUUGCUCCGCGGGGACGCCCGCUAAGCACGGGCACCGACCAGCUGCUGCAGAUCCUGACAGCCCUGGCCUGUCUGUGUGGCUAAGCACAGGUUAUUGAGAAGAAGCAACUGAGAGAACAAACUUUUUAAUAUCCUUUUAGUGUUCCUUUAACUCCCCUUUUAUGUUUAUAGUAUUUUUCCUUUAGUUUCCCUUUUUACUAACCAAUAUGGUGUUAUCCAUAAUAUUGUGUUAAGAUCCUUUUUGGGUAUCCCUUUUCACUAGUUAAUACUGUAUUAAAUGCUGUUUGUAGUAUUUGUUUUAAUGCCACCCGAUAAGGUAGUUAUUUUGUAUCCUUUUUUAGUUUUUAAUUCCUCUUGCUAAGUUCAUUACUAUUAUUUUUAUUCUCGCUGUAAUAAAAGAUAUUUUGUGUGUUUGAA
Pseudopipra pipra is the source of this 2947-nucleotide messenger RNA. RefSeq names its product zinc finger protein 664-like. Gene Ontology annotation, molecular function: RNA polymerase II cis-regulatory region sequence-specific DNA binding; DNA-binding transcription factor activity, RNA polymerase II-specific. Lineage: Eukaryota; Metazoa; Chordata; Aves; Passeriformes; Pipridae. The transcript has a single exon. The record is from RefSeq and is a predicted model, not a curated record. The annotation marks the transcript as partial. Gene Ontology annotation, biological process: regulation of transcription by RNA polymerase II.